Messenger RNA from Heterocephalus glaber (naked mole-rat), 1313 nucleotides. It is a transcript of the gene Il26, whose product is annotated as interleukin 26. The record is from RefSeq and is a predicted model, not a curated record. NCBI's taxonomy places the organism in Eukaryota, Metazoa, Chordata, Mammalia, Rodentia, Bathyergidae.
AUGUGGGUGAACUGCAUCUUAAGGUCUGGAUUGCUGUGUGUUACUCUGUUUCUUUCCAUUGCCAAGCACAAGCCAUCUCAAUCUUCCUUCACCAAAAGUUGUCAUUCAGGGGAGUCACUGUCUCAAGCUGUGGACAUGCUCUAUGUCAAGGCAGCCAGGCUAAAGGCAACCAUUCCAGAAGACCGCAUAAAAAAUGUAAGAUUAUUAAAAAAGAAAACAAAGACGCUAUUUAUGAAAAGCUGCAGGUUCCAGGAACAGCUUCUUUCCUUCUUCAUGGAAGAUGUUCUUGAUCAACUCCAAUUAUAAGUCUGCAAAGAAAUACAUUUUGUAGAAGACUUUCAUAGCCUGAGACAGAAAUUGAGGCGCUGUAUUUCCUGUGUUUCAUCAGGAGGAGAGAUGAAAUCUAUUACCAGUAUGUAAAGAGCCUUUUAUAGGAUUGGAUACAAAGGAAUCUAUAAAGCCAUCAGUGAAUUGGAUAUUCUUCUGUCCUGGAUUAAAGAACUCUUAGAAAAUAUUUCAUAAAUCAAGAAGCCAACUACAACUGAUUUGAUAGUAAUUUUUAAAUACAAUGAGAAUCACUAGAAAACAAUUUAUAACUGCAUAUUCAGUUUUGAAAGUUUUAUAUAUAUUACUGAUAGUUGGUUAGGUGCUUCAGAAUAGAUGAGAGAGAUUUAACGUAAUAAAAUUUGGAGAUAAGUAAAUUGUCACAAAUUUGUACAUUUUCUUCAGAGAAUGUUUUCACCUUGAUCAAAUUUCAUUAUUUGCAAGUACAUUGUAUAAAUCUAUUAUUUAAAGAUGUAUACUCAUAUAUGAGCUGUGAAGAAAAAUAUGGUGAAUAUUUAAAUUUACAGUAAAAGAUACUUUGCCAUGAGUCUCCCUCAAAAUAAUCUUCCUUGCUUGAACUGCAUUUAUUCCAUUAUUCUUGCCAUUUUCUGAAGAACUUCUGGAAUACUCUUUCAUGAGUGUCUUUAAUUGCAUUGUUAUGGCUGCCUCAAUGUCCUGAAUCAAAUAAAAAUAUUUAUUUUUCAUUGUCAUUUUUUUUGGAGGUUAAGGGAGUUUUACUGGAAAUAAUAAAGGAAUAGUUUCUAAAUUUUCGGGAAGGGUUUCAGUGGGUGGCCUUCAUUGGCUCUUUUUUCACUUAGGGGAAGAGGGAGAAAUCAUAUGAUUCCAGGUUCAGUGAAUAAGGUGGAAGAUUAAUGUAAUGUUUUUACGAACCUUUUGGUUGAGUGGCAUUGGGGAACAGCAUUCACUAUAUUUUUGAUCACAACUCAUAAAGACAUUCACAAAUGAGGACUUCCAGAACUGUUUCAGAA